UUUUUAAUCAAGGUAUUUAACAUAGUUUGGAAUAUUUAUACAAAAUUUCACGAUUUUAGGGUAUCUUUUGACAAAUUUAUUAAAAUUCGCGCCCUACCAGUCUCUUUCCUCAACUUAACUUUCUCCAAUUCUUCCCCUAUUCUGCCACAUAAAUACGAAAAAGCUCGCUUUUGAUCAAAGAAAAAUAUUCGUAGCCCUUUUAGGGGAAUUAUUUAUAUGUUUGUGGUUUGAUUUUUACUUUUUCCUUUCAAAAUUUUUCAAAAAAUUUUUUUUUUAUUUUCUUUACUCAAUCUAAGGUCAAUUGCUCUAAAAGUUCUUUGAAAACUUUUUUAUUACCUUCGCCGUUCCGAAAUUUUUUCUUAAAAUUUAUUUUUUCUUCUUUGCUCUGUCUAUACACUUUUGUCGGAGUUUAUAAUAAAAUUUUUUGAAAUACAAAAUCUUCACUUUCUUUUUGUAAAACAAAAAUCUUCCCCUUUUAUCUUUCCUCUUCUGAAAUAAAAUUUAUUUUUUAUUUUUUUUAAUUUCCGGAAACUUCUCUGAUUCUUUCAGUAUAAUUUUCCGGUUUUAUUUCUCGUUAUUAAAUGUUCAGUUAAUCUUUCCGGAAAACUUUUUAAUUUUUGGAGACGGAUUCCGGAUAGGGAGGGUUGUGUAUAUACUCUUUCCGGAUUAAUUUAUAUUGAGGAAAAUUUCCGGAAUGUUUGUAGAAUCCGGAAAAAGCUGCUGGAUUUUUUCGGAAUGAUCUCUCUUCCUUUCAAUAUUUCUUUUCCGGAAUUAAAAAAUUAUUUUUAACAUUAAUAAAGACGAAUUUUAUUUAUUUAAGGUGAUAAUUCUGUUAAUAUGUAUUUACAUUAUUUUUCCUUUCCGGAAUAAAUUAAUAAUUAAUUAUUUUUUUAUUUUUCAGUUAAUUAGGGCUGCUUUUUGCAAUUCAAAAAUCAACAAAUAAAUAAACUUUUUAAUUGCCCUAUAAUUACAAAAUUUAUUCUGGAAUAAAAAUUCUCGGAAAGAAAAUUAAAAACAAAACGUCCAAAAAACCUAUUCAGCUGCAGCAGCUUUUUAUUGCCGCCGCUGCUGAUUGAAUUUUGAUAAAAAGCCCAUGCGUAGAUUUCUGGCUUUGGGCUGCCAAGAGCCGUCACUGCUGUGCUGUCCAGCCGAAGCUGCAAGUCCACCGCCACUUUCAGCCUUUCAACGUUCACCUAAUAAUUGCUCUGUUGGAGCCACCACUUUAAUUCCUUCGCCGAAUCCACUCAGCGCCGCCACAACAGCUGUGGACAGGCUUUUUACAAAUAUUGAACGCCAACUUAGUGCAAAGAUAGCACUCAUCGACCCGCUGCUUUUAACAGCUAGUGGUGGAGGGGGAGGAGGGGGUGGUGGAGGUAAUGAAGAUGCCAAUGAUCAACAGAAAAGUCCUCUACCCAGAUGUGGUGAACAACCUCAAUAUACCACCUCAACACAACUACAAGAACAACAAAAAGACAAUAACAAUAGAGAAGAUGAACAGAAAAAACAAAGUGAAGAAGGGAAUAAUCAAAAUCAAAAAUUGGAGGGAGGGCCACCUCAGAAAGGGCUUGACGCCUUUUUUGCGGCAUUGUCAAGUGCUAAUGAUAAUGGACAGAAACAACAAGAGAAAUCCCCACCCCAAAACCAAUUAAUUUGUGGAGGACCAUCAUCGACUCAAUUUAGCUUCCCACAGACAUCUGCUCCCACAACGGCUUUUCCUUCUACCGAUGAUAGGCAUAGUAAUGCUAAUUUUGUUGGAAAUAACAAUAACAACAAUAUUUCCUCCAAUACAUCACCAACAAACCCUUCAAAACCUCAAAAUCCUUUAGUUUCAAAUCAACAAAAUUUAAGUAAUGCUAUAGCCAAUGCUGCAGUAAAUAUAGUAAAUGCAGCAAUUGCUGUACAACAACAUCAAAACCAACAACAACAGCAACAUUUGGCUGCUUUACAAUUUGCUGCACAAUCAGCCGCUUCUAUGCCAUUAAGUCCUCAACAGGGGUUAAAUGCCCAGGUUGGGGCAAUUCUAAAUCAGUUAACUACUGCUGCCCCAAAUAUUUUACGACCGCUUGGAACACAGUCUAAGCCUAUACCGGUAAUUUUUGAUAUUUUAUACAGUCGGAUUUUAUUAUAAGAUAGACCCAAUAAUAUAUAUAUACAAAACAGUCUAAAAUAGGUUUUUUCCUAAAUUUGGUUGGCACCGGGUGGCAUGCAUCAGGGAUGUCAAAAUUCUCUGAAUAAUAUCGGGUUUCGGGUAAUCCGUGAUAGCGUUGGCAGUGUUGGUAUACCUUCCGCCUUCCACUUAUAAAAUGUGGCAUGACCCAUCCCUUCUUGAAGGGCUGUCUAAACAAUACCUCUCUAUCUA
This is a messenger RNA of Meloidogyne enterolobii, 2359 nucleotides long. The record is from the annotation of a GenBank genome assembly. NCBI's taxonomy places the organism in Eukaryota, Metazoa, Nematoda, Chromadorea, Rhabditida, Meloidogynidae.